Molecule: messenger RNA, 1443 nt
Organism: Rangifer tarandus platyrhynchus (Svalbard reindeer)
Lineage: Eukaryota; Metazoa; Chordata; Mammalia; Artiodactyla; Cervidae
Source: the annotation of a GenBank genome assembly
AUGGCGGCAGGAGGGCAACCUUGCAGCUUCUCCGUGGCCCACCCCAGUGGCUGCAGCUUCAGAAUGUGGCAGCUUACAAGCCUCUUACUGUUCAUGACCGUCUGGGGAAUUUCCAGCACACCAGCUCCUCCCGACUCAGUGUUCUCCAGCAGCCAGCGUGCCCACCAAGUGCUGCGGAUCCGCAAACGUGCCAACUCCUUCCUGGAGGAGCUGCGGCCCGGCAGCGUGGAGCGUGAGUGCUCAGAGGAGGUCUGUGAUUUCGAGGAAGCUCGGGAGAUUUUCCAAAACAAGGAAGACACAGUGGCCUUCUGGUCCAAGUAUAGCGACGGGGACCAGUGCGAGCACCGGCCCUCAGGGAGCCCGUGCGAACUCCCUUGCUGCGGACGCGGCAAGUGCAUCGAUGGCCUGGGUGGAUUCCGCUGCGACUGCGCGGAGGGCUGGGAGGGCCGCUUCUGCCUGCACGAGGUGCGCUUCUCCAACUGCUCGGCGGACAACGGCGGCUGCGCGCACUACUGCAGGGAGGAGGAGGGCCGGCGCCACUGCAGCUGCGCGCCCGGCUACCGGCUGGAGGACGACCACCAGCUCUGCGAGGCCAAGGUGACGUUCCCUUGUGGGAGGCUAGGGAAGCGAAUGGAGAAGAAACGCAAGACCUUGAAACGUGACACAAACCAAGUAGAGCAAAAAGACCAGCUGGACCCACGGAUUGUCAACGGGCAGGAGGCUGGAUGGGGGGAGAGCCCCUGGCAGGCAGUGCUGCUGGACUCCAAGAAGAAGCUGGUCUGUGGGGCAGUGCUAAUCCACAUCUCCUGGGUGCUAACAGUGGCCCACUGCUUGGAGAACCGCAAGAAGCUCAUCGUCAGGCUCGGGGAGUAUGACAUGCGGCGCUGGGAGAGCUGGGAGGUGGACCUGGACAUCAAGGAGGUCAUCAUCCACCCUAACUAUACGAAGAGCACGAGUGACAAUGACAUCGCCCUGUUGCGCCUGGCCCAGCCUGCCACUCUUUCGCAGACCAUUGUGCCCAUCUGCCUCCCAGAUAGUGGCCUCUCUGAGCGCAAGCUCACCCAGGUCGGCCAGGAGACUGUGGUGACAGGCUGGGGCUACCGUGAUGAGGUCAAGAAAAACCGCACCUCCGUCCUCAACUUCAUCAAGGUCCCCGUGGUCCCAUACAAUGCAUGCGUCCACGCCAUGGAAAACAAGAUCUCUGAGAACAUGCUAUGUGCCGGUAUCCUCGGGGACUCGAGGGAUGCCUGUGAUGGUGACAGUGGGGGGCCUAUGGUCGCCUUCUUCCGUGGCACCUGGUUCCUGGUGGGCCUGGUGAGCUGGGGCGAGGGCUGUGGGCGCCUCUACAACUACGGCGUUUACACCAAAGUCAGCCGUUACCUUGAUUGGAUCUAUGGCCACAUCAAAGCAGAGGAGGCCCCUCUUGAGAGCCAGGUGCCUUAG